AUGUUUUUUACAAUAAUUAUUUUUAUCAUUUUGUUUUGGUCUACCAUUUAUUUUUUGGAUCUUUAUUUUCGUCAUUCAAAGUCUUCAAGAUAUAUAAAAUUAUUGAGACAUUAUGGCCUUUCUUUUGCUCCUUUUCAAUUUCGUGUUUAUUUUACUCAAUUAGAGCACCAUUCUUCGCCCUAUUUUUUACAAGAAUUUGUGGAAAAAAUUUUGUCUAGUCCGAAAAGAACAAAAUUAAUUGCUUUGUGGUUCACAAUUGGUGCUUUUAUUUCUCUCAUUUUUUAUGUGACUACGCCUAUUUAUUUGCUACAUUUAUUACUUUCCGAAUUCUCUUCAACUUUUUUGUCUGAAAAACAAAAUUCAACGCCAAAAAGUGAGACAAUUCAACCAAGUUAUACUUUGAGGCUUUUACAUGCUCCGAUUUUUCUUCCACUUCAUGAACAUAUUAAUGCUGGCAUUACCCCCGUCCUUCCUGGCCUUAAUCUUCCACUUUCCCAUAUGCCCAUAUUUGUUGCUGUUUUAAUUAUUGCAAGUAUUCUUCAUGAAGCGGGACAUGCAAUAGCUGCAGCAAGUUCAAAUGUAAGGGUUACUGGACUCGGAUUUUUUGUUUUCGCUAUUUAUCCUGGUGCUUUUACUGAAGUAGAACCGACAGAAUUGGAUCGCUGUUCCUGUGCUCAAAAAUUGCGUAUUUAUGGUGCUGGAGUUUGGCAUAAUAUUAUUCUUGCCUUUUUUGGAUUUUUUUUGCUUUUACUAAUUCCUGUGAUAUUCAAACCUUUUUAUUCUAACAAUGCGGGUGUUGUUGUGACAGGUAUAUCUCCACGUUCUGGUCUCUAUGGUCAAACAGGCCUUCAACUUGGUCAUCAAAUUCUUCGUGUCAACCAAUGCAAGGUACGCAACUCUGAUGACUGGUUUGCUUGUUUAAGUGGUAAAAUCAGUACAAAUCAUUCAAUUGGAUUUUUGGCUCAAUAUCGUGCAGUUUCGAGGAUGACAGCUUCAGAAGAUAAAGUUGCCCGUUCAGAAGGGGAGGUUCAAUGCUGCUCUGAAUUUAAUGUUACAAACACUACACAUAUAUGUUUUCGAUAUUUAUCUCCUAUUAAAAAAAGCACAACACAACCACCAACAGUUCAAAAGCCAAUAUUUCCUGAAUUUCCAGAUUUUGAAGCUGAAUUCGGGGUUCAAAAACGUCAAAAGAGGGCAACAGAUUUAAAAACGCGUUUGCUCUCUUUAAGUGAAGCUACAACUCGUCAACCUAAUAUAAAUUUGAAAGAUGACCCUCUUUCUUCAAUAGAUUAUUCACAUGCUUGUCUUCCUGCAAUGCAAGUCACGGAACAUGCACAAUGCCAAAUUUCAAGUAGAAGUUCAAAGCCUUUUUCGGUAAGCAUCGGACCUUGA
Messenger RNA from Meloidogyne enterolobii, 1392 nucleotides. The record is from the annotation of a GenBank genome assembly. NCBI's taxonomy places the organism in Eukaryota, Metazoa, Nematoda, Chromadorea, Rhabditida, Meloidogynidae.